AUGUCCGGCUUCGUGCUCGAGUUCAAGCGCAACUUCGACUGCAGCACCGCGCACGACCUGCGCAGACUAGCUCUUCUCGGCAAUGUCGAUACGGAGAACAUCUACGAUGGAGACUUCUCUGGUGGCGGCCCCGUGGUGGAUGCCGUGCCGAGAUCGAGACUGGAGGUGGAGGCGACUCGCGUUCCCCCGCCGCCGAAGGGACAGGAUUUGCGCCGCCCACUUGAUGGUGUCAAGACGAAGCGCUGCCAAGAGUGGACGAUGGAAUACGUCAUGCGGCUUGUCGACUAA
Messenger RNA from Purpureocillium lilacinum, 288 nucleotides. Lineage: Eukaryota; Fungi; Ascomycota; Sordariomycetes; Hypocreales; Ophiocordycipitaceae. The record is from RefSeq and is a predicted model, not a curated record.